Molecule: messenger RNA, 1257 nt
Organism: Cryphonectria parasitica EP155
Lineage: Eukaryota; Fungi; Ascomycota; Sordariomycetes; Diaporthales; Cryphonectriaceae
Product: nagb/rpia/CoA transferase-like protein
Exons: 2
Source: RefSeq, a predicted model, not a curated record
AAAUUGACACCUGCGCAGCUAAAAGCGCAGAAGAAGGCAGAAAAGGCUGCGCGCAGAGGCCAGGUUGUCGCAGCUAAGAGCUCAGCAGAGGCUGCGACCGUAUCUAACACGAACGAUAGCAGUAAGAGCUCCUCAAAGCAGAGAAAUCAAAAGCAGGAUGUCUCCGCGCCGCCGUCGACUCCCAACGCCAAAGGCCCUAAGAAGGCCGGCACCGCGCCCAUGCAGGCUCCGCAUCCUCCUAAACCCAAGGGGCCUGAGGUGCCGGAGACUUUCAGUUACCUAUCCAUGGCGAAGAAGUUGCCUCUAUCCAAGGCCGACAAAGAUGUGCACCCGGCUGUCCUGGCUAUCGGCCAGCAGAUGGCCAGUUUCACGCUGAAGGACAACCUGGCGCGGCUCGAGGCGAUGCUUGUGGCCUUUCAGAAGGUGAUCGCAUCAUAUGAAAGUCCAUCUGGUCACACAUUUACGCGUCACUUCCUGCCGCACUGUCUGAAUCCUCAGAUUGAGUACCUGACUGGAUGCCGACCCAUGUGUUUCUCGAUGGGUAAUGCGAUCCGCAUGCUCAAGGCCAGGAUCGCCAAGCUCGUAGAUAUCAACGCUUCAGAGGAGCAGUCCAAGAUAUCUCUGUGCCAGGCUAUAGAGCAGUUCAUCCAAGAGAGAGUGCUCUACGCAGAGGAUGCGAUUCCCUCCAAGGCUGUGUCGCUGAUCGAAGACGGCGAGACCAUACUCACCUAUGGCAACCCACGGCUCGUGCGGAUAACAUUGCAACGGGCCUGGACUGCGGGACGGAAGUUCGAGGUGAUUGUCUUCGACGACCCUUUUGACCGUUCAGGCCAAGAGCUCGCCAAGAUCCUCAGAAACGACGGCAUCCGAGUUCACUACUAUCCCAGUCUAUCUGGCAUCAGCAUACACGUCAGGCGCGCCUCCAAGGUCUUCCUGGGCGGCGAGGCCAUGUUUGCGAACGGAUCACUGUACGCGAUGGCGGGCACCUCUGACAUCGCCAUGGCAGCCAAGGAUGCCGACGUCCCCGUUGUGUCACUUCUCGAGACGGUCAACUGCGACAGAGAACGUGUUUCGGUCGAUUCCCUCACCUAUAAUGAAAUCGACCCCGACCAAUGCACCACUGACCAUUUCCGGCUGCUCUUCGACGUCACGAAAGACAAGUACCUUUCCAUGGUCGUGACAGAGAGUGAGGAGGCGAACGCCAGUGGCUCGACAUCUGCCAUCCUUGCGGUGCUUAAGAAGCUCGACGAGCGUACA